Molecule: messenger RNA, 867 nt
Organism: Phragmites australis (common reed)
Lineage: Eukaryota; Viridiplantae; Streptophyta; Magnoliopsida; Poales; Poaceae
Exons: 1
Coding region: 186-386 (66 amino acids)
Source: RefSeq, a predicted model, not a curated record
GACCAAAAAUUUUCCCGUCCCAUCCUCCGGAAUCCAACCCAAUCCAUCAGUCCUUUUAAGGCCCCGCGCGGCGUGCGCCCAAUCAUUCCCUCCCACUGCACCACCAUACCACUGUCCAUUCCAAUCCCGCGGCGUGCGUCCUUCCUUGUCUUGUCAAGCUGCCAAUCGGUUGGAGUCGGGGCGAGAUGAUCUUGGUGGCGAUCGUGGCGGAGCUGCUGGAGGAGUACACCGUGCUGGUGGCGCGGGUGCGGGAGCAGCUGCUCCACGGCGCGCCCUUCCCGCGCCGCGUGCGCUUCCUCGUGCUCCGGAGCCUCCCCUUCGCCGCGCCGCCGCUCCCGCCGCCGCCGCCGCCCGCGCACGCGCUCCGCGUCGCCACCCGCGGCUGACGAACACACGUCCUCGCUCCUCCUCCGAGGCUAGCUACAGAGGACGGCGUCGCGUCGACGUGUCCCACCCGUCCCGCUGAUAUAGCUCUCAUCACCUUGUUGGUACUGAAAUGCUCGUUGUAAAUUACAGUGGCUCCGCGGCUCCUCCGAGCUGAGAAGCUGCAGGAAGAGCAGUUCCAUGGAUCUUCUCUGUAAGUUCUUACUGUAUUUUUAUUUCUUGAAGUGGCGAUCGACGAGGACGAGGCUCGGAGUUGUUCUCUGUUUCCAGUUUGGAGUUCGGAUAGCUUGUACUACUAGUUCGUUUUUUAUUUUUUAAAUAAUAUUAAUUUAAUGGAAAAUUACAAAAAGUAUAUAUUUUUAGAAAAUUACAAAAUAGUACAUCAGUAAAUCAAUUGCCGAAAAGGACAACAGUUGCUUUAUUCACAAUAGGCUCUUCGGCGUCUCAUUGCAGGCUAAUUGCCCACAUGUGGCAUGUCGGCAA